CACAUUCUUUCCUCUGACUCUCUUAUAAGCGAGGAAAGUUUGACAUGUGUGUCUCAGUUUCUCCAUAGUCGCUCUGCUUGGGAUUUGGUGCCUGAUCUUCAGAAGUGACGGAGUAAGUCCCUACAGGGCUCUCCUCUCUUUACUUCUCUCCAGCUAGAACUCUCUCAAGAUGGGUGACUGGAGUGCUCUGGGAAGGCUCCUUGACAAGGUGCAGGCCUACUCCACAGCCGGUGGGAAGAUCUGGCUCUCUGUGCUCUUCAUCUUUCGGAUUCUAGUUCUGGGAACAGCAGUGGAGUCGGCCUGGGGGGACGAGCAGUCAGCUUUCCAGUGUAACACCCUGCAGCCUGGUUGUGAAAAUGUCUGCUACGAUAAAUCGUUCCCCAUCUCGCAUGUGCGCUUAUGGGUGCUGCAGAUCAUCUUUGUGUCCACCCCUACGCUACUGUACCUAGCGCAUGUAUUUUACCUGAUCCACAAAGAGGAGAAGCUGAACCGUAAAGUGGAGGAGCUGAAGGUGGUACAGAACGACGGAGGUGAUGUGGAGAUCCAUCUGAAGAACAUCGAGUUCAAGAAGCUCAAGCAUGGCCUGCAGGAACACGGCAAGGUGAAGAUGAAGGGUGCUCUCCUGCGCACCUACAUUGUGAGCAUCCUUUUCAAGUCGUUCUUUGAGGUGGGCUUCCUGCUAAUACAGUGGUUUCUUUACGGCUUCAGUCUGUCAGCCGUGUACACCUGCGAGCGCUUGCCUUGCCCCCAGCGGGUGGACUGUUUCCUCUCUAGGCCCACGGAGAAGACUGUCUUUAUUAUCUUCAUGCUAGUGGUUUCUCUGGUCUCGCUUGUGCUUAACGUUAUCGAGCUAUUCUAUGUGUCAUUCAAACGGAUCAAAGACCGCUUCAAAGAUAAACAAUACCAGUUCGCAACCGGCACCUUGAGCCCUACGCCUAAGGAACUGUCCCCCACAAAAUAUGCAUUCUACAACGGUUGCUCCUCACCAACCGCGCCACUUUCGCCGAUGUCACCGCCAGGCUACAAGCUAGCGACCGGCGAGCGGACCAACUCUUGUCGCAAUUACAACAAGCAGGCCAAUGAGCAGAACUGGGCCAACUACAGCACAGAGCAAAAUCGUCUAGGCCAGAACGGUAGCACCAUCUCCAAUUCACACGCUCAGGCCUUUGAGUACCCUGACGAUACGCACGAGCACAAGAAACUAACGGCAGGUCACGAGCUGCAGCCAUUAGCGUUGAUUGACGCACGGCCGUGCAGCCGGGCCAGCAGCCGCAUAAGCAGUCGAGCGAGGCCCGAUGAUUUGGAUGUCUAGCUGUACAACUUGGUGCAGUGUCACAACAUAAGAGGACUGACGCAGGAAGUGAGACGGGCUUGUUUCCUCUACAGAGGGGACGGGGCUAAUUCUGCACAUGUUCCUCACUAGAAUCUAGUUGAUACAGAGACAUAAAAUUACUCACACUGCUGGAGGUACUAUUCAUUAAUAAUGAUGUUGAAACUAGCAGAGCUAACAUGCCCUAACAACUGAACAGCCAGGGGCUCGAAGGACACAAGCGGGGCGAACCUGGCUUAUCUCUCAAUUCAACCCACCAAAAUAUGCCUUGUUGUGAUUGAUUUUGAUUUGAUUGUAUGUUUUUAUUUUUUUUUUAUUUUUUUCAAAAUGCCACACAAUGAUCCCAUUUUAACGUAUUGCACUUCUAUGUGUAGAAUUGUAUUCUAACCCCCAAAUCACACUUUCAGUUGGAUCUCAGUUGAUUCCAGUUAUUUUGUCACUCAUAUUCAUGAUCUCAAAUCCAUGUUGUCCAACAGGCCCCUAGUGUUCAUGAACUAAUAUUUAUUUAUUCAUAAAAGACUAACAGGAUAUCCACCACUAGAUAGAGAUUGACUACUACUCAAGGUAACAUUUACAUAAUUAAUACUAUCCAAUUACAUAUUUAUUGACAAUAAUCAAAAUUUCAGCAGUACAUUAAGGUGAGGCUUUUAUAAAUCACAGUGUGACUGUCAUUUUCCUGAUAAACUUUGAAUUUAUGUGGUGUCGGUUUUUUGUUAUUUGAUGAUAUUUGUUGUUUUGGGUGGUGGUAUGAAAUGGAAGUGUCUAUGUGUGGACUAAGCUGCUGUACCAACUGUUACACGGCUUGACUUCUUAUUUUUGAAGAAAUUGUACUCUAAAGAGUCUGUGAGAGAAAGGCUUUACUUCUGUUCUCUUUUUAAAAUGCCAUUUUAUUUUCAUCUGUUGA
Messenger RNA from Myxocyprinus asiaticus (Chinese sucker), 2234 nucleotides. RefSeq names its product gap junction alpha-1 protein-like. Gene Ontology annotation, molecular function: transmembrane transporter activity. Gene Ontology annotation, biological process: heart development; cell-cell signaling. NCBI's taxonomy places the organism in Eukaryota, Metazoa, Chordata, Actinopteri, Cypriniformes, Catostomidae. The transcript has 2 exons. The record is from RefSeq and is a predicted model, not a curated record. Gene Ontology annotation, cellular component: connexin complex. The coding region runs from base 170 to 1312 and encodes 380 amino acids.